GCAUGUACACAGGAAGUGAGGAGAUAUCACUCUGUAUUUUUCUCUGAUGAUUUUCCAACUGGUAUACUAAGACAUGGGGCAAGAAAACAAAUCCACCACAGAUUUCAUUCUCCUGGGCCUCUUUUCUGACUCUCAGCAUCCUGGCUUUCUUGUUGCCAUUGUCCUCAUGAUUCUCAUGGUGGCCAUCACUGGAAACUCUGUCCUGGCCUUGCUGAUCUGGGGUGAUGCUCACCUCCACACACCCAUGUACUUCCUGCUCAGCCAGCUCUCCUUCAUGGACCUGACACUCAUCUCCACCACUGUCCCCAAGAUGGCUGCCGACUUCUUCUCAGGACACAGAGGUAUCUCCCGCACUGGCUGUGGAGUCCAAAUCUUUCUUUACUUGAUGCUAGGAGUGGCUGAGUGUGUUCUCCUGACCCUCAUGGCCUUUGACCACUACUUGGCCAUUUGUAGCCCCCUGAGAUACCCAGUCUUCAUGACCUCCAGUGUCUGUGUGCAGAUGGCUGCCAGCUCAUGGGCUGGGGGUGUUCUUGCCUCCUUAAUGCACACAAUUUAUGCCAUGCACUUUUCUACCUGUGGCUCCAGGAAAAUUCACCAUUUAUAUUGUGAAGUCAUGGCCCUUCUGAAGCUCUCUUGUGAGGACACUUCCACCUAUGAGAAGGUGAUCUUAGCGUCAGGCAUUGUUUUCCUUCUUAUCCCUUUUGGACUCAUCCUGACCUCCUACACUCUCAUCUUCCUCGCUAUCCUCCACAUGAGCUCCCGCGAGGGCAAGAAAAAAGCUCUGGCCACGUACUUCUCUCACCUUGGUGUGGUAAGCCUCUACUUUGGUCCAGCCAUGAUUAUCUACAUGUCCCCAGGUUCCUCCCUCUCCCCAGAGGUGGACCAACACCUCUUUGUGUUUGAUGCCAUCAUUACUCCUGCACUGAACCCCCUAAUCUACAGCCUGAGGAAUAAGGAGGUGGUGGGGGCUCUGAAGAAGGUGCUGGGGAGAAUGCUGAUGGUUAAACAGGAAAGAAGUUGA
Messenger RNA from Trichechus manatus latirostris (Florida manatee), 1021 nucleotides. RefSeq names its product olfactory receptor 2L2-like. The transcript has a single exon. Bases 74 to 1021 code for a protein of 315 amino acids. Gene Ontology annotation, cellular component: plasma membrane. The record is from RefSeq and is a predicted model, not a curated record. Gene Ontology annotation, molecular function: olfactory receptor activity; G protein-coupled receptor activity. Gene Ontology annotation, biological process: G protein-coupled receptor signaling pathway; detection of chemical stimulus involved in sensory perception of smell. NCBI's taxonomy places the organism in Eukaryota, Metazoa, Chordata, Mammalia, Sirenia, Trichechidae.